AUGGUAUUAAUAUCUAUUAUGUGGGAGUCAAGGCGGGUUAUUGGGUUUGGGUUGGAUAAUGUAUCUAGCUAUCUGUGA
Aspergillus niger is the source of this 78-nucleotide messenger RNA. RefSeq lists its product as hypothetical. Bases 1 to 78 code for a protein of 25 amino acids. NCBI's taxonomy places the organism in Eukaryota, Fungi, Ascomycota, Eurotiomycetes, Eurotiales, Aspergillaceae. The transcript is spliced from 2 exons. The record is from RefSeq and is a predicted model, not a curated record.